GCAGCUGAUCGGAACCCCUCGGUAGAUGCCUCAAGAGGAUGAUGGCUACGCAGAGGAAGCCGACGACGCAGUCCUCCUACGACCGCACGCUAGCUCAUCAAGGUCUGUGCAUCGGCACAACAUUCGACCGAGCGCAAAGGCACGCCAGGCGUUUCUCGACCUAUACGACUGGCUGUCAGGCCCACUUGUAGGCUAUCGUCGUCGUCGGCCCUACGAACCAGUAUAUCGCAGUGGCAGCACGAUGUCUGCCGAAGCCGUUCAGUCGCGUCACGUUGACUUGCCCCCGUCUCGACGUGAUGGCGUGAUGAAGCGAGUCUAUCACAACCUGCCUCGCAUACCAAAGUCUCAAGCUCGACUUGAUGAACCGACUACCCCGGCAUUGCUGCGUAAGCUCACGGGCAUGCAAUGGCUGUACUUCUUUGCCAUCUUUAUAGCCUGGAUGUCAGAUUCCGUCGACUUCUUCUCCGUCGCGCUCAACGUCACGCUCCUGCGCAACUUCUUCGCAACAAAACAACCAGACAUCUCGAUUGGUGACAUUACGACCUCCAUCACCCUCACUCUCUUAUUCAGAACACUUGGCGCUAUCAUCUUUGGCAUCGCUGCCGAUAAGUACGGUCGCAAAUGGCCCCUCGUUGUCGAUUUGCUGCUCUGUGCUGCCUUUUCGCUCGCUACGGGCUUCGUCACCACCUUUGAGCAGUUUCUCGUCGUCCGAUCGUGCUUCGGCAUCGCCAUGGGCGGCGUCAGCGGCAUGACCAUUGCCAGCCUCGAACGCUUACCCAUUGAGACCCGUGGCCUCUUGGGCGGCGUGCUCCAGCAAGGCUAUUCGACCGGGUUCUUGGUUGCCUCGAUCUUCAAACUUGCAUACGUAGACAGUCAUACACAUGGCUACUGGCAGGCUAGCUUCUGCGCACAUCGAUUCCUGCACGAUGUCAAGAUUGCAGCAAGACGCCAUUGGCGACGUUUUCUUUAUGCCGUCGCUCUCAUGGCUGGCUUCAAUUUCUACUCGCACGGAUCUCAGGACUUGUAUCCGAGCUUCAUCCAGCAGACAAAGGGUCUGAGCGCAAGCCUGGCGACGAAGUCCACCAUCAUUGGAAAUCUGGGCGCCCUUGUCGGUUCGCUGGCUGGCGGCUUGUCUCAGCACCUCGGCCGUCGCCUUACCAUCAUCGUGUGCUGCAUCUGGGCAGCAUGCUUCAUACCGCUCUGGAUCCUGCCGAGCAGCUUCAGCGCGUUGGCUCUGGGCGCAUUUUGCUUGCAGAUUGGCAUCCAAGGCGCCUUCUCCGUCGUACCCGCCUAUCUGCUCGAGCUGUCGCCAGUUGCUGUUCGUGCGACAUUUCCGGCAGGCGUGGCUUAUCAGCUCGGUAAUGCCAUCUCCGCAUCGAGUGCUCAAAUCGAGGCCCGGGCAGGCGAAGGUCUCAUGACGCCCGAAGGCCGGCCAGACUAUGGCAAGGCACAGGCCAUCCUCGUCGCCGUCGUCUCGAUCUACCUUAUCGUCCUCGUCUGCUUCGGCCGGGAGUAUCCCGAAGGUGAGAGCAAGGAGGAUGCCAACAAGGAAGAGAGCAACGAGGGAGAGAAAGCGAUAGACGAGGAGAACGCAACAGGCAAGCCGGAAGUUCAGAACACGGAAGAGUAG
Mixia osmundae IAM 14324 is the source of this 1630-nucleotide messenger RNA. RefSeq lists its product as uncharacterized. Bases 26 to 1630 code for a protein of 534 amino acids. The transcript has 5 exons. Gene Ontology annotation, molecular function: secondary active monocarboxylate transmembrane transporter activity. Gene Ontology annotation, cellular component: plasma membrane. Gene Ontology annotation, biological process: plasma membrane lactate transport. NCBI's taxonomy places the organism in Eukaryota, Fungi, Basidiomycota, Mixiomycetes, Mixiales, Mixiaceae. The record is from RefSeq and is a predicted model, not a curated record.